Molecule: messenger RNA, 498 nt
Organism: Alternaria novae-zelandiae
Lineage: Eukaryota; Fungi; Ascomycota; Dothideomycetes; Pleosporales; Pleosporaceae
Exons: 3
Coding region: 1-498 (165 amino acids)
Molecular function (GO): fatty acyl-CoA hydrolase activity
Source: RefSeq, a predicted model, not a curated record
AUGAGUAGAUUUGCAAACAAGGAAGGCGCAAGAGGGGCCGCAGGAGGCGACGAGGAGGAUCCGUCGCCAUUUCAGAAAGGCCACGAUGCUAUCCUUGCGCGAGAACUCAAAGUCGAAUCGGUUACCUAUGCGCCGACAAGCAGCAAUCCUCACGAGUCGCGCAACGUCAUGAGCUUCACGGUACCUAAGCAGCUGUGCAACGCUGGUGGUAUGCUUCAUGGCGGAGCCGUGGCUUUGAUCUUUGACAUUACGACUUCCAUGGCCAUUACUCCUUGUAUCCGCGAAGGGUUCUGGGACGGCGGACAUGUCUCACGUAACUUGAACACGACCUACCUUAGGCCUGCGGCUGAAGGCUCAAAGGUCUUUGUCGAGAGCUGGGUCGUCCAUCUUGGGAAACGAUUAGGGCAGACGAGGGGGGUGAUGAGGCUGGGGUCUGAAGACGGCAAAGUCGGCUAUACCUGUGAACAUGGGAAAGUGAGCCUGGGUAGUAAUCUGUAA